Molecule: messenger RNA, 4136 nt
Organism: Pimephales promelas (fathead minnow)
Lineage: Eukaryota; Metazoa; Chordata; Actinopteri; Cypriniformes; Leuciscidae
Gene: tmem184ba
Product: transmembrane protein 184ba
Source: RefSeq, a predicted model, not a curated record
UUGUAGCAGACUUCACAGACGCUUUCCACUUUUAUCCCCGUUAAACUAAUCCGCUAGAGAUUUUAUUCAACGGCAAGGGGAGCUCGAAAAGGAGGAAUAACCUUUCAACGCAGUUCAACUAGGAUUGUGUAUAAAAUCCUUUAGAAUAGUCGUGAAAUAGACUGUAAACGACUCAAAGACGCGGCGAAGAACUACAUGGGAACAAAUAUAAAAGAGCGAAGCGCAGAUUUCCAAGCUGAGGUAAACGGCGCUGGAAUAUAAACAUGGAUGACGGGCAGCAACGAUGGCUUUGAGGAAUUAAGGCCGAACCGCUUCUCGUUCUCUUUCCUUUGUCCACGCCGAAUGAUUUUAAAUCUGAGUUUAUGUUAUUGAUUUUGAGACGUGACUUGCCCUUGUCUGAUCACUUUGGGGAGGAAGUUGACAGGAUGGCUCCAGGCUCGCUAGCCACAAUGCCGCCUGCUGGGCCCAACAUCUCCUGGUUCCCGGAGGCUCCUCUGCUCACUCCAGAGCAGCCCAUAUUCCUCAUGACCAUGACAGCCCAGGCAGUGUCAGGCUUCUUUGUGUGGACGGCACUUCUAAUCACUUGCCACCAGAUCUACAUGCAUCUGCGAUACUACAGAUCUCCCAAGGAGCAGAGGCACAUAGUGCGCAUCCUCUUCAUCGUACCCAUAUACGCCUUUGACUCCUGGCUCAGCCUUCUCUUCUUUACCAACGACCAGUACUAUGUUUACUUCGACACUGUCAGGGAUUGCUAUGAGGCAUUUGUGAUCUAUAACUUCUUGAGCCUUUGUUAUGAAUACCUUGGAGGAGAGAGUGCUAUCAUGGCCGAGAUCAGAGGAAAACCCAUUGAGUCCAGCUGUAUUUAUGGAACAUGUUGUCUUUGGGGCCAGACCUACUCCAUUGGCUUCCUUAGAUUCUGCAAACAGGCCACUUUACAGUUCUGUGUGGUAAAACCCCUGAUGGCCAUGAUUACAGUCAUCCUACAGGCUUUUGGGAAGUAUCGUGAUGGAGACUUCAAUGUCGCUAGCGGUUAUCUGUAUGUGACUAUCAUCUACAACAUCUCCGUCAGCCUGUCCCUCUACGCACUCUUCCUGUUCUACUUUUCCACCCGAGACCUCCUCAGUCCCUACAGGCCCAUGCUCAAGUUCCUCAUGGUUAAAUCGGUCAUCUUCCUCUCCUUCUGGCAAGGCAUGCUGCUGGCCAUCCUGGAGAAGUGUGGUGCGAUUCCCAAGAUCAGUUCUCCUGAGGUGUCUGUUGGCGAGGGAACGGUUGCGGCUGGAUACCAGAACUUCAUUAUUUGCAUUGAGAUGUUCUUUGCAGCAUUGGCCUUGCGACAUGCGUUUACAUACAAAGUCUACAUGGACAAAAGACUGGAUUCCCUUGGCCCUGUUCCUACAUAUGGACAGUACGGUCGCUGUGCCCCCAUGAAGAGCAUCUCCAGCAGCUUGAAGGAGACCAUGAAUCCUGGAGACAUGGUUCAGGAUGCAAUCCACAAUUUCUCCCCAGCCUACCAACAGUACACCCAGCAAUCCACCCUGGAGCAGGGAGUCCCCGCGCCGCCCAUAUCCCGUAAUCACAACAGCUUGAGCGCCCGGGACAAUGAGAAAACCCUGCUGCUUAGCUCUGAUGAUGAGUUUUAACUCUCUUCCCAUCGUCCCGAACGAAGGUACUCCGUAAGGGACUGUUUACUGCUGUGGUAGUGGGAUGAUGAGGUUGAGAAAACGUAGGGACAGGUUAUUAAAGGACCAUCUUAAGCCAGUAGAGACAUUCUAGUGCAGUAGAAUAUGAAAUUAAGCUGCUUAUGCUUAGUCAUUAAAACAAUGUUGUUUAUACAAAGACUUGCAUAAAUCAUUCAUCUAUACGUUUGCAUUUUUGGCCAAAUUUUGAAAUCCUACAUGGUCUGACUUUUCAGCGUUUGAAUUGAUGUAUUUUUUUAAGCUUCUAGUUUUACAUCGUGGAUGUUUGCACAUCCCAGCAUAUUUAUAAAGGAGGGCCGUUCAGUAGGAAUGUUUCCGUUUGUGAUUCACAAGUUCAAGUGCACCUUUGCUUUCCGUUCGUCAGUGUUUAUAGCUCUCCCAGUGAUUACAGCUGACAAUAAGACAGCACAGUGACAGUAGAGGCAGUACCAGCUGUUUAAACACACCGUUGUUGUUUUGACGGAUGAUUUAAGGGACAGGGAGAGGUUGAUGGUCCACGAUAAAAUUAUAGAUUUAUGCAGUCUGGAUUAUAUGGCUGUAAUUGAAGCAUUACUCGUCUGGUGCAGAUUAGCACAAGCUUUUGUCAAAGUGUGACCAUGGCUGAAAAACAUCUUUCUAGGUUAGCUGAGAGCGGUUUAAAAAUAGAUUUAGGUUAUGCUUCUGAGAGUGUACGCUAGAUUUCCACAGAGAAGGGAGUUGAAAGCAGGGAUAGUUCACCCAAAAAAUGAAAAUUGGCAUCAUUUAGUUGCUGUCAAGUUGUUCAAAACCUGUAUGAGUUUCUUUCUUCUGUUGAACACAAAAGACGAUAUUUUGAAGAAUGUUGGACACUCAUGGACAGAAAUAUAAUUGUAUAUAAGUCAAUGGUUGGCAUCCAACAUUCUUCAAAAUAUCUUAUUUUGUGUUCGGCAGGAGAAAGAAACUCAUACAGGUUGAGGGUGAGUAAAUGAUGUCAAAAUGUACAUUUUUGGGUGAACUAUCCCUUUAAUAGGCAUUGUUCCGAGAUAUCCCACUAGAGGGAGGCAUUUCUCACAGUUCAUCCCCUUUAUCUUUAUGGGACACGCCUGUUAUUUCUGACCCUUUGAGAGCCACACCAAAGUCUCUCCCAUUCUUUAGAAGCUCCCGCCAUUGCGUUUCACCUCAGAUAGCAGUAGGCCUUUGAUAACCAAGCGUGAAGCUUGCAGUUGGUUAUGUAGCAUCAUUGGAGUUACUUAUUAACUGUCCUACGCUUUUAUUGGUGCGAUAGAGACCAGUAUAAACACAAUGCAGCUGGAACCAAGUACGAGUAUGUAUGGUACCUGCUUAUAGUUAUUAUGUUAGUGUUUUACAGUGUAUUCUUUGUAAGGGGAGGGCUUAUUUUAAUAAUAUAGACGUCACCGUAACUUGCACUAAGCAGUUUUGUAUAUUUAGACUAUUUUGGCAAGCUAUUUGUGUAUGUUUUUGUUCAGAGAGUGGUUUAAAGUAACAUAGGAAGCGCUAUUACAUUUAAAAAUAUAUAUAUUUUGUGGAAACAUAUUUUGAAGUUACACUAAGACAUUCUUUGUACUGUCCGAGCAUUAUGUAUUACUAUGUCAAAGAUUUUGCUUCUAUUUUUUUUCCCUUGAUGCUCUGACCUAGGAAACAAUAAAGAAUUUUGUCUGUAAAUAUCUGCGCGAUAGUUUUCACUCAAUGAACACAUGUCAUUCUAUGUACAAUAUAUACAACAUUUAUUUCAAUUAAAUGAUAUAAAAUAGACAAUGAAUUUACCAUAGAAAAAUACAGAUAAUAAAUACAAACGUCAAUUUUUUUUUUUUUUUGUGUGUGUGUGUGCUCUGCCCUCUUACAAAACAUUCGGCACAUUGUUCUGAAGCACAAGUGUCACGGGCAUGAUAUUACCGAGUUAGAUUCUCAGUAAUGACGAUGACAUUGCUAACUGCACUUAAUUAGAAAAUCACCAGAGAUAUCCACGUUUAACAUGGCCGAUCAUUACUGAUCAUACAGCAUUACCCCGUUUACUGGAAUAAACCAGGCAUGUAGUUAACAAAAGUCAUCUCAACAACCAUGGGUUAAUGUACAUGUGAUAUCAUUUUUGUCUUUCACUUUCCCUCUGUCACUUUCUUAUCCUCCUUUUUUUCCUCCCAUGUGAGCCACAAGUGCUCACUUCUCCUUCUGGCUGCCCUCUUCCGUAUUUUUCUCUAAUUUCACAUCUUCCACAGAUUCCCCUUCCACUCUCCUUUCCUUCUAAUGGUAUUUUUUUUAAUAUUCCAGCUUUCCAAAAUAUUCAGAUACGUUUUUAAUCAUAAAUAGCAAAUAAUAUAUAUGGUCUUGGUUUUAAAUACAAAAAUACCACUACAAACAAGUCGCUCUAAUAUUAGUACAAAUAUGACCCUCACACAUACUGAAUCAUAUUACAAGUAAUGGGGCUUUAUACCUUAACAUUACUAUACUAAUAACUCAUUACAA